AUGUACUUGUUGGCCGAAUUCCAACGUGCUGGGGACGCCAAAAUUGCUCCAGGCUUCAUGUUUGAUGUAAUGAUUUGCGGUCCUUGGUUCUGCACGCUUCAUGCCAUCAGCUUUUCAAUGGGUCAGGGCGGCAAGGUGAAGGUCUUCGGGCGCAAGGGUAGCUGGACGGACUCCCGGACGUCUCCAGAGGGAUGGCAGGAGCUGGCCAUCGGAGAUCCAACGUUGAUUGCGGGUCAGAAUCGACUACAACUACCUCGCGGCGAGGCAACGAUGCUGGGGCCCUAUGCCGUGAUGGGAAUUUAUUUGACAUUCUUGGAAGGUGCCGACCAGAUGUCAUAUUCCGAUAAAACGUCACAAACCAACCACAAGGUCCUUUCGGAACACCGCACCCUGAGCGAUGGAAUGAGGUUGCUCUGCCUCAAGGGUCGUGUCUCAGGAGCACAGCCCUUCUCGGUGGGAACCCAUGGAGAAGACCGAUUCUUCGUUGGCCAAAUUGAGUACUCCUUGGAGUGA
Molecule: messenger RNA, 513 nt
Organism: Cladocopium goreaui
Lineage: Eukaryota; Dinophyceae; Suessiales; Symbiodiniaceae
Source: the annotation of a GenBank genome assembly